GGGUGUUUCUAGAAAAAGCACACCCAGUCCGUUUCCCUUUCGUCGAAGAUAUUGCGGUUCCCAAAACUUCCGUCCCGGUGAUGGAUGCGAGCCCAAGCCAACAACGCAGCUGGGAGAGCGCCUGAGGCGUUUGGCGGCCGGCGCCGGGCGAGAGCUGGAGACUGCGAGGUCCUGCUCGUGUGAUCGGAAUCCAGUCUGUCGAUCCAAUUGGGAGGGUAGAGAUUCGAGAGCAAGACCGGCCUGUCUCUCUGUCUUUGCCCCACCCUGACUCUUCCCCUGCUUCGCGAUGGGAGGCUCCCCUGCUGGGGAUGGGACCCUGUCCCUGGACGGCUUCAACGCCUCCGCGGCGGCGCUGGUGAAGAGGUGGAAGGAGAUCGAGGUCGACGACUCCCUCCCUGACUGGACAUGGAAGCCCUGCAGCAAAAUGGGUGUGCCGUCAGAGGUAGAGGGGUAUCUGGCGUUGGAAGGAGUGUACCGCGACUGUGGAGGGAGCCAGGAGCAGAUUGACGAGAACGACAAUUCUGAUGGUGCAGACGUUGUUGCGUGUGAUACUUGGCAUUCGUUGUGUCCUUUCCCUUUGCAGGUCCAGAGCUGUAGUGAUAAUGUCCAUGUUUAUGAUUUCCAUGUUGUCUACAGCUACUCUUACAAGGUUCCGGUGCUAUACUUUCAGGGUCAUCGUUCUGAUGGACAGCUGCUAACGCUGGAUGAGAUAAAACAACACCUUCCUUCUAACUCGCUUAAAGUAUUAGGCGAGUCGAAGUGGACGUUUAUUACUCGGGAGGAGCACCCCCACUUAAGCAGGCCAUGGUUCACCUUGCACCCCUGUGCAACCAGUGACUGGAUGAAGCUACUUCUUGAACAAAGUAAAGUGGCAAUUGAGGAACAAUCGCUGCUGCGAUAUCUAUCGGCAUGGCUAUCCGUGGUUGGCCAGGCAGUAGGACUUAAAAUCGCUCUUGAGCUUCAUUGCAACUCAUAGGUUCCCUCUUUUUUGCGUUUUCAGUUUGUAUGUAUGGUAUAUGACUAUAUGGUGUUUGAAAGGGAAAGUUCUCACCUCAUACCUGGUGAUGUAUAAGGUUACGGUACUUCUGAGUUCUGACGCUGGUUAUACUUGCCCAUUUGAAAUUUUGUGGUAGAUUUCUACUUUCAUUGCA
Molecule: messenger RNA, 1151 nt
Organism: Panicum hallii
Lineage: Eukaryota; Viridiplantae; Streptophyta; Magnoliopsida; Poales; Poaceae
Product: ubiquitin-like-conjugating enzyme ATG10
Exons: 6
Coding region: 287-976 (229 amino acids)
Biological process (GO): macroautophagy; protein modification by small protein conjugation; protein lipidation
Cellular component (GO): intracellular anatomical structure
Molecular function (GO): Atg12 transferase activity
Source: RefSeq, a predicted model, not a curated record